Molecule: messenger RNA, 2337 nt
Organism: Suillus fuscotomentosus
Lineage: Eukaryota; Fungi; Basidiomycota; Agaricomycetes; Boletales; Suillaceae
Exons: 8
Coding region: 1-2337 (778 amino acids)
Source: RefSeq, a predicted model, not a curated record
AUGUCCCCUGCCGGCGAGACUGAGUCUACCCCUCCACGCGCCAAUGCAUCAGCUCCAGGUGCUAGCAAAAUAGAAUCCACCCCAAACAGCCGUGGGGCCUCCGUCGUCAGCGAGAACAUCGGCGUGCUCGGUGUCAAGGUCGAGAAGGUCCGCCCAUGGAUUCAACGGGAUAUCGAGCAGAUCAAGGAGUGCAAGGCAGAUGCUAUGCUGCAAGCCCUCCUUCAGCGCGCUUCUUCUGCUCCCGAGACUAAACAGCCCGAGCUUCUGCAAAAGUGUCUCAAGGCCGUUUUGCCUGUUUGCAAUGGACAGGCUUCUACUGCUCUCGAGUCUUCUGACAUUCAGACAGCCCUCAGCGAAUACGUAUGUCCAGGAGUGGAGAACAACUUCUACAGCCCUUUCAUAAGAACCACUAACAUCUCCCUCGCUUGUCUUGAAGAGAUCAAGAUUGACGGGAUGCGUGCUCGUGUCCCUACCGUGGACAUGAUCAUGCACCAGAUGCACCAGACCAAGAAAUCAAUUCGGAAGCCCGACCUCGUGAUUCUUCCUUUGAAUAGUGCAUGCGCUCCCUUCCAGGAUGAGACGGGCGGCAAGAAGGGCAAACAGAUUAGCAAACAGAAGGGCACACAGAAGGACGACGGGAAGGACGACGAGAAGGAUGACGAGCAGCGCAAGAAGAAGCGCAAGGCUUAUAUGGACACGAAUGCAACAGCUAAGCCGAAAAAUCUCCCCUGGCAAGAUGUUCUAGCUUGCAUUGAGUUCAAGAGAAAGAUACCAGGGAGGACGAAAGGGAUCAAUGCACCCCCCUCUUCGUAUGCAUUGACAGACUAUGCCCCUACCAAACCAGAAUAUCUGCCGGUCGAUCAUAUUAGGACUGCAGCUGCAGCCCCAGCCCCUUCACAGACCCCAGCAACACAAACUGCAUCCGACACUGCAUCUCAAUCUUCUGGCCUUACUGCUGCCCAGCCUUCCCGGGGCGGGUCCAGCUCCAAACGCAAGGCCACAGACACUUUGGAAUCUGCUGCGAAAAAAUCCAAGGGGAACCACGACGACAAAGACGCGGAUCUAGAUGUGACCGUUCAGACAGGUCUGUACCCCGCUGAAAUGUUCGCAGCGAAUCUUGCAGUCAACUAUCUGCUGAAUAUCAUUGUCGUCGAUGAUGUCGCAUGGAUCUGGUAUGAUGACCGACAAGGGAUCAUUCAAUGCUCAGGUAUCAACUUCAUUCAAGAUCUCCCGCGAUUCAUGGUGCUGUUGUAUGCUUUACAACGCUUCGAGCUUCACGAUUGGGGCCGAAACAAGGACUUCCUCCCGGUCGAAGUCGAGGAGAGACUAUGUCACGAAUUCAAAAUCAAGGAUGAAAAACUUGGAGAGGUGGAUUUGCUGCUUCACACCAGUCACGACGAAAGAGUGGCGCACUACGGACUGCAAGGACGGGUGACCAAUAUGGUCCCUGUCACUAGCGAAGCGCUCACGAAGAAAUACGGCAAGUUCGAGGAUGGGAUGGUGGCCAAGAUCUUUUGGGGAGAGGCGAGUCGCACUAGCGAGCCGGAGAUCCUGAAAAAGGUUGAUGAGAUCGCUAAGAGGCACGUAACUGUCCAAGGCCACGUUCCUGAGCUGCUUUGGCACCACACGUUCACGAAUCCCACGUCCGCAAUUCGAGAAGCGCUUGACGUUCCGGAACCCACUAAGGGCAGUCGCGUGCUCUACAUUCUUGUGUUCCGCAAGCUCUUCCCCAUCACUCAGCUUCACGGCAAAGAGCUUUUUGACGUUUGGCGUCAGUGUAUUUCAUGCCACCUUACUCUGUGGAAGGAAGGGGUAUACCAUCGAGAUUACUGGAAAGACGGCAAGCGGAUAGGCGUUUUGAACGACUAUGAUUUAUCCUCGUUGGCGGAUGAACCAGGUCCUAGGGGCAACGAGCGCACGGGCACGGUGCCGUUCAUGGCCCUCGAUCUUCUCAUCAAAGAUGGUCAACAAGGCGAAGUCAAACACUUAUAUCGCCACGAUCUAGAAUCGUUUAUACAGGGAGUCCUUCUAUCACGGAGAUUGUGCCCUCUCGACGAGUGGGCGACUUUAGAUGCUAUUGCAUGUGGCGAGAAGAAGUUAGUCUUCCUCAACAAUCUGACCCCUUUUGCGCCCUCGGACAUAGACAAACUCACAUGGGGUGUCCUUGUGAACUGUAUGUUGGUGCUUAAAAGGGAUGCUGACAAUCGAUACUAUCUUCGCUUUACAUCGAGCUCAGGAGAAAGCCAGCAGCCCAAUGCCGAGGACUCGGAUCUCGAUGCUUUUCUGUCCAAAUUUACCAGUCUAGGUCAUUGGGUUGAGCUCAGCAAACCUGAGUAA